AAAGUCACAACAGUAUCCCCACUGAGAUCCCAUCAUGAAGAUCAUCUUGUUCCUGGCUCUUGCCUUCGCAUUUGUGGCUUGCCUAGUGCAGGCUCAGCCUGUUAAGGAGGAGGCUCUACCGGAACAUCUCCUGGCAGAGGCGGUGGAGCAACCUGACCAGGCGACAGAGGAGCAAGCCGACCAGGGAGUGGCAGAGCACAGUCGCCAGAAGCGUGCCACCUGCGAUUUGCUUUCCAAAUGGAACUGGAACCAUACCGCCUGCGCUGCCCACUGUCUGGCCCGAGGAAACAAGGGUGGAUAUUGCAAUGACAAGGCUGUCUGCGUGUGCCGACGUUAAUUGGGAUCAAAGCAGGGAACUAACUUAAUGAUUUUGAUGGAAAAUUAAAUGUUAAAAAUAAAUAAAUACCUAUAAAAAUCUAA
Molecule: messenger RNA, 420 nt
Organism: Drosophila kikkawai
Lineage: Eukaryota; Metazoa; Arthropoda; Insecta; Diptera; Drosophilidae
Product: defensin-like
Biological process (GO): defense response to bacterium; humoral immune response
Source: RefSeq, a predicted model, not a curated record